UAACAGACCCAUUUUCCUUGACGGUACAAUAUUCUUCCUACAGAUAUCUUCAGCUUUGAUUGAUUGGGUCUUCGAUCGUGCUAUCACCAUGAGUAAAAGCCAUGUGAUCAUUGUCGGCUAUCUCGAUCCGGUCACAGCAUCACAGUCAUCGCUCGAGAUCUUCCUGGCGAUUCCCACAUCGACUACGCCUCCCCAUGGGCUGGUGCCCACUUCCGCCCCUCCCCCCGCAAAAACGCCUGCAGAGGAACUCGAACAACAACUUAUGCGAGAUACAUACAGCGAACUUGAGGUCCUGGCAAAGCAGCAUCCUGAAUCUGGCGUGAAGAUUGUACCAGCCAUCGAGUACUUUGACUCCGCUGAUGCGAAAUCAUUUCUCGCCAAGGAGAACGGCUAUAUUGACUGGCCCGAUUUUCGGAUCCUAAAGUCGGAGGAAUAUCCUGCUCAUCAUGACUCGAUCCAAUUGGGUGUCACCUACCGCAGUUGGGUCUUGAAUUCUCCUGUUUACUUGCAGUGGUGCCGGAAGCAGGCUGAAGAGCAGGGUGUCCAGUUUGUUCGUGCGAAUGUAGCGUCCAUGGACGAAGCAGUUCCCGUGUUCCAGCAAAGGGUGCAAGAAUGUGAAAACAGUGACAUCCGAGCUGUUAUCAACGCGACAGGUCGUGGAUUAAAUGAUCCAGACUCUUUUCCCUCUCGAGGUCAGUUCAUCAUUGUGUCUAAUCAGUGCGACAAGACGAUCAGUCACCAUUGGGCAGAUGACUCGUCGACUGUGAUCAUUCCCCGGCCUUUGGGUGGAGGUACAGUCAUUGGUGGGACAAAGGAACCUAACAAUUGGUCUGAGGACAUAUCUGACACUGCAACUGAAACAAUCCUCAAAAGGGUUGCAGGCAUCUGCCCUGAGCUAAUCAACCAAGAGAACUCCGCUACUGAAAAUUCUCAUGGAUUCGACAUUCGGCAGGUUUAUAUAGCUCGUCGACCAAUGCGACGAGGCGGUUUGCGCCUGGAAAGGGAUAAAACGAGCGGAGGCAUUCCUCUGAUACACUGUUACGGUGCUGGUGCAAGUGGCUUCAAAAUAAGCUGGGGUGUAGCCAGACAAGUCGAGUUCCUGGUUGCUAAUACAGACCUGCUUGUGAACGAGCCCUUGGAGACAUAAUGAGCUUGCCAGCCAUAUCUUCCGCUUUCGUGCCAUCCCGCUCGCUCCCUCGGGGUUACUCUAUCAGGUUUGACGUUCUUGGAUGUUUUUGUUUA
This is a messenger RNA of Penicillium subrubescens, 1242 nucleotides long. Its product is annotated as FAD-dependent oxidoreductase. Gene Ontology annotation, molecular function: D-amino-acid oxidase activity; FAD binding. Bases 89 to 1147 code for a protein of 352 amino acids. NCBI's taxonomy places the organism in Eukaryota, Fungi, Ascomycota, Eurotiomycetes, Eurotiales, Aspergillaceae. The record is from RefSeq and is a predicted model, not a curated record. The transcript has 3 exons.